CAGUCAAGGGGCUCUCUCCCCCCACACUCCUCCAGUCCUCGCCUCCUCGCUACCCGAAGCAGCUGGGCCUGGGACGGCGAGGGCGGCGGCGGCGGCGCAGGCGGGGAUGGACGCGCGCGGGUGGGACGAGGCGGCGUACAGGCGCGGCAUCCUGCGGGAGCGGGGCCUCUCCUGCCGCACCCUCUUCCGCGCCGUCUUCUUCGACCACCAGGACGACCCGGACGACCCCGACGUCCUCCUCGCCGCCGCCUCCAGCGACGGCUCCCUCGCCUCCUUCUCCCUCUCCUCUUGCAUCUCCUCCUCCUCCUCCGCCGCCGCCGCUCCCCAGUUCGAUUGGAUUCAGGCUCCGGAUGCCGUCUCCAUGGUUGAUCCCGUCUGCAUCGUCCAAGCGCAUAGUGGCCCGGCGUACGACGUCAAGUUCUACCCGGAUUCGCAGCAGCCGUUGCUCUUCAGCGGCGGGGAUGACGGGCGCCUCCGGGGCUGGAGAUGGCACGAGAUGCAGAGCUGCCUAGUGCCGCUAUCUUUGCAAGGGGAUCAUUUGGAACCAGUACUUGAUUUGGUGAACCCUCAGCAUGAGGGUCCUUGGGGUGCUCGGUCACCAAUACCUGAAAAUAAUGCCAUUGCCAUUAACAAACAGGAAGGAUCUGUUUAUGCAGCAGCCGGUGAUGCAUGUGCUUAUUGCUGGGAUGUGGAGAUCGGUAAAUGUAAAAUGACCUUCAAGGGACAUACUGACUAUUUGCACAGCAUUGCAGUCCGUGAGGCAAACCGCCAGGUAGCUACAGGAUCAGAGGAUGGCACAGCCCGUAUCUGGGAUUGCAGAAGCGGAAAGUGCACUCAGGUGAUACGCCCAUUGAAAAAUAAGGCUUUUGAGGGGUCAUGGAUCAGUUGUGUUGCCAUUGAUGCAAGCGAAAGCUGGCUGGCCUGUGGUACUUCUAGUGGUAUAUCAGUUUGGAGCCUUCUUUCAAAUGAGUGCAUCUUUAAUGUGGAUUGCCAUGCUCCUGUUCAAGAUUUACUGUUUGAUAAAAACCAAAUCUUAGCUGUCGGUGCUGAACCUCUGCUCUCUCGUUUCUCUAUCAAUGGGACUCUUCUCUCACAAAUAAAGUGUGCUCCGCAGUCAGCAUUCUCUGUCUCCAUCCAUUCUUCAGGGAUGGCAGCUGUUGCUGGAUAUGGAGGCCUGGUGGAUGUAAUAUCCCAAUAUGGGAGCCAUUUGUGCACUUUUGGCUGCCGGAGCCUGGACAAAUAUUGAUCUAGAGGCUACAAGUAGCUAAGCACUAUGUAGAAAUACGCUUCCAAGAUCUAAUCAAUUACUACUAGCAAUUAUACAAGUGCAAUUGGAAGCUGUUCAGCUGUACCACUAGUUCAUCUCUCUGCUAACUGAUGUAAUUCACAAUUGUGCAAGCCGUUGCAGCUUUGGCAAAGAUGGCUCCUUAUCCACAAGUUUAUCGCUGUUGUUUCCCUAAUGAAUUCUGUUGUAGCUGCUGGCUGCUGCAAUCUCUAUUUGAUGACUUGCAUGUUGCUUGCCUUUGGCAUCAU
This is a messenger RNA of Oryza brachyantha (malo sina), 1533 nucleotides long. RefSeq names its product THO complex subunit 6. The coding region runs from base 107 to 1246 and encodes 379 amino acids. Gene Ontology annotation, molecular function: protein binding. The record is from RefSeq and is a predicted model, not a curated record. The transcript is spliced from 12 exons. Gene Ontology annotation, cellular component: transcription export complex; THO complex. Lineage: Eukaryota; Viridiplantae; Streptophyta; Magnoliopsida; Poales; Poaceae. Gene Ontology annotation, biological process: mRNA export from nucleus.